This is a messenger RNA of Cydia pomonella (codling moth), 9022 nucleotides long. It is a transcript of the gene Golgin104, whose product is annotated as coiled-coil domain-containing protein 186. Gene Ontology annotation, molecular function: small GTPase binding. The record is from RefSeq and is a predicted model, not a curated record. The transcript has 18 exons. NCBI's taxonomy places the organism in Eukaryota, Metazoa, Arthropoda, Insecta, Lepidoptera, Tortricidae. Gene Ontology annotation, biological process: vesicle cytoskeletal trafficking. Gene Ontology annotation, cellular component: trans-Golgi network.
AAACACCUCUGAAAGAAAAUGUCAAACUAGAUGUUUAUUUUCGUUCACAAAAAGUUAGUCUAAAUCUCAGCCUAAAUGGCUUACGCGCUUUAUCGUAUGCUUUUAAAAUCACUAGUUCGACGGUUCAAUUAAUUAAAUGCCGUAGCAAUGUCCUCCGAAGAAGCGGGAGUCCAGCAGGACCGUGCCCAUAUUGCGGAUGUCGACGUCGACGAACCCACUAAAGGAAAUGGGUCUGAACGCGAUCUGGCGACUGAUUCUGGCCUGGAGGCUAACUCCUCAGGAUUGACAGAGGAUGUAACUUCGUGCGAGUUACCUAGCUCAGCCAGGCAGCUAAAAAAUAAUGAUGAAAAAGGCGAGUCAAAAGUGCUGGUGGAUGUCACUGACACUGGAGUUUCUUCUCCUAUUUCGUCCUCUGGUGCUAGCUCUCCUGGUGCUAAUACGUCUGACAACGUCUCCAACCUUGAAGAACUUUCAACCAGCCAGCAUGACAAUUUAAAUAACUCUGAAGGGCUCUUAGCUCACAAAUUAUCAGUAACUUCACAAAACGGGGAUAAUUUAGAUAUUCAAAUUACCAUGGAUAACAAAACAAACAGUGCUUCUAAUGAUUCUUUAAAUAAACAACCAAAUCUUGACGCAAAUAAAAACUUGGCAACAUCAACCGUAAGUUUAAAUGAUACAAUAGACACUAAUGUAACAAUAAACAAGUCACCGUACAGUCGGAGUGCAGAAAACAUAUCAGUUGACAUUAAAAUGGACCAAAGUGUAGAUAAAGAUGCAGUAUUGUCCCAGUUCAAAAGCCAGAAGAAUAAAGUAAGCGCUACUCAGGCAAUCCCAGAAACGAACACUAAUACAAAUCUCGAUGUACGAUACACACGGUUACCUAAAGAACUACUGUCACAAGAUCUAGGAAGUAUUGUUAAAAAUGUCCAUGGGAUCUUCUCUUCUGUAAGCGGCAGUUUGAAGAAUGCAUACACACAUAGAGCAGGCCAUAUACCGUAUAUGAAAACUGUAAAACCAAUGCCUAAUGGGAAAGUAAUGAAUGAUAUAUUUGAAGAUGAACAAAAUGAUGAGAAGAUUACGAAUGGGAUAGAGAAUACUAAAACAGAGAUUCCUAAUGAGACUGAGACGUUAAAUAUGAAUUUAGAGGAUGAUGUAAAGGGAGAUGUGUUAAGGCUACAGGUGGAGUCCUUGGAGCGAGUGUUAGCAGAGCAGAGGAAAGAGAACACGGCAUUGAGAGAGACUGUGAAACAGCAGGCAGACAAGCUGACGGAGAGAGACCAGACUUUUAGAGAAUUGGAGACUAAAAUGGAUUUGAUGUCAAAACGCGUAGAGCAAGCGGAGCGAGAAAAAGACGCAGCCGUGAUGCGCUACGCGAGCGUCGAGCGAGCCGCCAUCGAGGCGCGCAAGAUGGCGGAGCAAAGCGCGGCGCGGGAGCGCGCGGCCACCGCCGAGGCCGAGCUGGCGGCCGCCAAGCUGCGCGCCGCCCGCGACGACAAGCUGCGCGUGUGCCAGCUCUAUGACGACAAGUGCCACGAGCUUGCGAAUAGUGAACGCGAGCUAGCGAAGGUUAGAGAAGAGGUGAAAGAGCUGGAGGGAAGGCUCAAGUGGACACAGAGCAAAUUGCGCAUGGAGAUGGACGCCUACAAGGACAGCGCAGAGCGUGUGGAGAAGCUGACGGCACAGGUGGCGGAGCUGGAGGCGGCCGCGGCCGGCGCCUGCGACUCGCAGGCCGGCUAGACAGAUGGAAUAAAAUUAAAAUUGUGUAUUUCUGAAGGUUUUACGAAUCAUUUAUUUUCAGAGACCGAGUUGAAAGAAAGCAUGGCUGCUCUAAUACUAUGCCGGCACGAGCGUGAAUCGUUAGAGCGGCGGCUAGCUCAUACGACGCAGCAGCUCGACAGUACCGUGAAGGAGCGAGAUGUGGCCGUGGCCAGUAACACCAGUAACUUGGCUGAGAUCGAGCGACUCCUCGCUCACAACGCGCGGCUGGAGCAGGAGGCGGCCGAGCUGGCGGCGCUGCGCGCGCAGGCCGCGCUCGCCGACACGCUCAGCGCACAGCUGCACAGGGAGACCGAACGAGCAGCCGCCGCCGAGGAAGCCCUGGGGCGCGAGCGAGCGCGGGCGGAGACGUGCGCGCGGCGCGAGGCCGCCGCCCUGGAGCACGCCGCGAGGCUCACGGCACAACACGUCGCCAUACAGCAGCAGAGACAGCACACCGACGAUCAGGCCUCAGCAUUAAGCGCAGACAACGCAGCACUUCGCGAGCGCAUCUCAGAGCUCGAGGUCGAAGUGGGUAAACUGCAGACUUCACUCGCAGAAGAAGUGGAGAGGAGACAUAAGGAGAGUCGGGUGCUCGCGAGAAAGGUGGCUGAGCUUCAAGAGGAAGCGGCGGAGGCGGCCAAACAGCUCGAGUGGGAGAAGGGAGAGAACGGCGUGCUCAGGAAGAAACACGCCAGCCAGGUCAAGGAGCUGAACCGCGAGUUGUCGCGCGCGCUGAAGCGCGUGCAGGCGCUGCAGGCGCGCCAGCCCCCGCAGCCCGCCGCGCGCGCAGGUUCGGUGACGUCGCUGAGCAGCGGCGAGAGCGCGCCGCACGAGGACAGCGGCCGCGACGUCGGACACGACGUCGGACACGACGAGGGCGCCGUGCCCGACGUGCAGAUCAAAAACCCGAACGUUUUCAAUAAAUUACUGAAUAAGGUGCGAGAGCCAGACCGGCAGGCGCUGGUAGAACGCAUCGUGUCUCUGCAGCGAGCGGCGGCGAGGCGCGCCGAGCGCUGCGAGUUCCUGGAGGAGCACGCCAGGCAGCUGACGGACGAGCUGCGGGGGAAGUCUCGGCUGCUGCGGCAUUUGCUACCCAAUCUACCCGCGCAGGCGCUCGCCUCCACCGCCAGCGACUCCAACAAGCCGCCUCGGAGGUUAACCAAGAAAGAGAUAGCGAAGUUCGGGGGCGGCGCCAUGGCGGCGCUGUGGGGUGGAGACCCUGGAGGAAUGUCGCUGGAGCUGUCCCUGGAGAUGAACAAGAGGCUGCAGAGCGUUCUAGAGGACACGCUCCUGAAGAACAUCACACUCAAGGAAAACAUGGACACGCUGGGGGAAGAGAUUGCGCGGCUAAAAGCACAGAAAAACGGUAACACCAAGUAACUUCCGAAAACUUGUUUAAACUUGUGUGCUAAGUUAACCAAACGGGGCUUGUGUAACAAAAUAUAGUUCGUGCCAUCCACGAUGGCGCGCAGAUUUGUCAAAUAUAACCUUUAAUAACAUAGAAUUACGAGACUUGACUCGUCACACGUCGUCAUGAAUGACACGAUAUACGAGACAAACCGUAUGAGGACCGUUUCAUUUAAAUUAGUUCACUACUAUAUUUUUCAAACUUGAAUCACGAGCUAUUUCGAUCCUAAUAGGAAAACAUGUGUCCCAAAAUUUAUAUAAAAUAUAAUAUAAAUAAAUAAAUAUAAUAGGACAUUAUUACACAAAUUGACUAAGUCCCACAGUAAGCUCAAUAAGGCUUGUGUUGAGGGUACUUAGACAACGGUAUAUAUAUUUUUAAAUCCUUCCAUUUCGUUAUUUUUCAUAGACUUUCUGUGGAUAACAGCUUAUCUGCUUCUUAGGUUUCUAACAUUUACGAAAACACCAUCAUUUCAUUAUUUAUUUUCAACCUUCAUUUUAUAUAUCAAUUUUAUCACACUUGGAUUUCAUAGAAACCAUUUGUUAGUAUUUUGUUACGAAAAAACACGAAGAGGUGUUUGUCACCCUCGAUAGUCUAGAUAGGUCUGUUUGUCACCCUCGAUAGUCUAGAUAGGUCUGUUUGUCACCCUCGAUAGUCUAGAUAGGUCUGUUUGUCACCCUCGAUAGUCUAGAUAGGUCUGUUUGUCACCCUCGAUAGUCUAGAUAGGUCUGUUUGUCACCCUCGAUAGUCUAGAUAGGUCUGUUUGUCACCCUCGAUAGUCUAGAUAGGUCUGUUUGUCAACUGCUUUCCGCCGUAUAAUUAUGGAUAAAUCAAAUCAUUGUUAUUAUGUCCUGAUACAAAAAUAAAUGAUAAAUGGAUUAUGUGAUUGAGUAUUAAAAAAUUAACUAGUAUUUAAAGUGCUGAAUAUAAUUUAAAAGUAAAUUAAUAUUAAAUGUUUAUAUUAUUCAUAAUUCAUCGUUUAAAAACUAUGGUAAUUAGUAAUUACCAUUGCUUUAAUGUAUUUGUAUAAUUUAUUUUAUCUACACACUUAGGUAUCAGAGCAACGAUGCCCCAAUGUCGGAUGUAAUAUGAGGUUAGUUAUAUCAUAGAAAGUUUAUAAUAUGUGUGUAGAUAAAAUAGUGUAUGUAACUUUACAUAAUAAGGCAUUUGAACACUCGUGUGGUCCUUUUAAGAAACUCACUUCAUUCGUUUCUUAAAGCCACACUCGUAUUUAAAUGCCUUUCAUUAUGUAGCAGUCACACAAAAUACUACUUCCGCCUUAACAUUUUACCGUAAAGAUAACGUUCGAACAAAAUGACUUAGUUAAUAAGUAAAAAUGAAGUAUUUAUUUAUAUUUGUCAAUGUUUGCGUAUUCGAUAUGCAACUCGUUUGACAUAUGUUGCAGGUGUGUGUGUAAUAUACGUUGUAAUGUGUUGCUUUGUAUAGUAAUGUCUAUAUACUAAACGAUGUCGAUUAUAAAAAUACCCGAGAUACUAAAUUGACAGUGCGAAUGACCAAUUUACUAACAGAUCUGAGAGAAGAGAGGUAUGGGCAUUGUGAAUGUCAUCUCGCUCUGUGUGGUAGGGCACAGCCAGCGGAUGUCAUUCCAGAUCUAGAGCAGAGCCCAACUGGGGAAGUACCUCCACCUUACAGAAAACCGCAGCCAAAUAACACUAGACCCUACUCAUAGUGUUGUGUUCCUGUCGGUGAGUAAGGUUGCCAGAGCUCAACGAGCCAGGGGGGGCAGCUGCCCCUCUCCUGCCCCCCCCCCCCCCUCUUUGCGACGCCCCUGUGUGCGCGAGAGGUACCUGUUAUUUGAGAACAAAACGAAACAGAUUCGGAGUACACUGACCAAUCGAACUGUCACUAUAGGAGCUGUAAUAUAAAAACAGAAUUUACGUUAAAAUAAAACAUUCCUAAAUAAAAGUAUGAUUUUUGGUAUAAUAAAAUAAAAUUUGUUGAAAAAUAUUGUUCAGAUUAUAUUAUUUGUAAAUAUUUUCAAUGGUACGGAACAUUAAGUGGUAAACUUUAUAUUAUAAUCAUUUAUUUAAAGUAAUUAAUCUAAUUAUUAACUAAUAUGGGACUUAAUCUCGUAUAAAAAGCUUGAAAAUGACCGACGUUUCGAAGACGACAUUGUCUUCGUGGUCUCAAAUAAAGACUAUAAGCCAGGAGCCCGUUUUUUAAAAUGAACUUGUCGUCCGGGUCCGUUUCUACUUCAGUCUAUUAAAUAAGCGAAUGUAAAGUAGGUACAGCCAUAGAGAAAUAAGUAACAUAGAGCUCACACUCCACACAUCAAUUUUGGUACCUAAACUUUUUUUUAUUUUCGCAGUCGACAUCUAGCAUCGAGUAGCGGAAUUAUCAGUACCGCUAUUUGUCACUAGAUGCCACGAGUGUCUCGACUGACCAAAAUUGUAUUGCUCAACAAUUUACAACUAAUAUUACAAGCAGGAGUUGAAAAUAGAGUUCUCGUCAGUCGCGACCCUUGAGACAUCUAUUGUCAAGUAGCAGUACUGAUAAUUCCGCUACUCGAUGCUAGAUGUCGAUACUUAGAUACUUAUUUCUAUAUGGUACAGCACAAAAUAGGUUGGCGGUCCGGAUCUGUGACCCCUGCUCUAAGCUAAUGUUGAUAUUAAUAGCUGCGCGAGUUUUUGAACUACCCGCUUUAAUAAUUAAAAAAUAAACCGGCCAAGAGCAUGUCAGGCCAUGCUCAGAGUAGGGUUCCGUAGUUACUCUUCCGUCACAAUAAGCUAAACUGGAGUAAGCUCUAAGAAGAAGUAUGGUAGAUUGUUAACCAAGGGAUGAACUGUGGGUGUACGUCUUUUUACUACGAAGGGGAAACUUUUUGCGCUAACUCAAAAACAGCUAAACUGAUCAUAUCCGCUAUAGUUUUCAUUUAAUGUCUUUCUUAAGCUCUAUUUCCAAGAUUUUUUUCAUAUUUUUUGGGCCUAUGGUUCAAAAGUUAGAGGGGGGGACACACAUAUUUUUCUUCUUUCGGAGCAAUUAUCUCCGAAUAUAUUCACUUUAUCAAGAAAUGUCUGUUGAAGACCCCUAUUAGUUUUGAAAAACCUUUCCAACGAUAUCCCACACUGUAGGGUUAAAGCAAAAAAAAAUUCCAUGCAAAAUUUCAGCUUUCUAGCACUAUCGACCACGGAGCAAAGCCUCGGACAGACAGACAGACAGAUGGACAUGGCGAAACUAUAAGGGUUCCUAGUUGACUACGGAACCCUAAAAACGGACACAGGCCGAGCAAACUUAACCAAACGCAACGUCACAAAUGGAUCAAAAACUAAUUUUAGCAUUAUACGUCUUUCCUGUGGACACCAUAAAAUAUAGAUUGUCUUUAGCUCUAAAAUAUACGGCGUCAUUUUCUUCUAAAAACUGCAUAUUAAAAGCCUUAGGAUAGUAUUCCACCUAUCGAAUUUUAUGGUCCAAUGUGUAUUUGCAUCUCACAUUUUACUUAAUGAGAGAGUGAGACGUAAUGCACAUUGCACAAAGAAAUUGGACAGGUGGAAUACCAUCCUUAAUUAGUAUAAUAUCUAUACUGUCCAUAGGAAAAAUGCUGGUAUUUCCGUAAUUCCGUAACCAUUUUAGCCCAAAUAAAUGUAUUUAUCAGAGACACAUAUGUAGGAAAGACUAUCAAUCUCCUACCUACACGUCUCUGCCCAAGUAACUGAGCUCUACUUAGCUCUCGUUUUCAGCGGUGCUGGUGUGACUGACCUCAUAAUAUUACGAAAUUGUUAGUUAUUUUUAUUAUUAUAGUAUUCAUGGCUCCAUCAAUUAAUGUAUAGGUAAAAAACCGCAUGGAAAUCCGUUCAGUAGUUUUCGAGUUUAUCGCGAACAUAUAUAGGGAGCGUGUAUAAACUGUAGGGGGCAGCAUAGGAGACGUCAGAUUUUUAGCGCGAGGUGUAAAUGUGAAGUUUAUGCUUCAAAUGUAGCCCAUGACAGAAGCUACUAUGUAUGGAAGGUAGAGGCAAGAAACAGAAACUCCUUAGGCAGAAUUGUUGCAAAAGUGUCCAGCUGUCAGCUAUAAAUAAUAGUUCCAAAUCUCUCCAAAGUAGCGCUAGAGUAGCUAAGAACCUAGGCGCUAUUGACGGAGUAAAGUGCGCUGUCUAUGAUUAGAUUUUUUUCUCAAGUAUUCUAGGUAUUGUAGCGCCACCUAUUUAUGGUGUUUUAUCGGACACUUUUUGGUAUAAGGAGAUUUUGUUCCUUGCCUCUACCUUCCAUACUACUAUGCACAGGAAAACGUACGAGAACGGUAGAUGGCAGCACUUGCUUCGGCGUGAAUUGUCAAUGUACAUGUUUGUGUUUCCGAUUCAGGCCACAAGAUGGCAGUCCCUCCAAACCGGAUGGUCCCUAUACGUAAAUACAAACAUACAGCCGCUGCGGGUGGAGUGAGAGUGAUUCUCACUGUGACAAGAUCCGAAAUAGUACGGAAAUUAGAUUCCUUGACUGUAUAGCUAUAGCAGCUAUGCGGUGGUGUUCAAAAUGACCUACACACGCUCUUAUUGUCUUAACAAUAUAGCUGAGUUCAGGUUGUUUAGGAAACCUCGCUCUAUGGAAGGUAGAGGUAAGAAGAACAAUCUCAGGAGAACUGUUUCAAGUAUCCAGCUGUCAGCUGUAAAUAGUUCAAAAUCUCUCCUGACUCCGGUGGCGCUAGGGUAGCACAAGGAGAUGACAUGAACCUAAUCGUUAUCGUAUCGGCCAAGUUGAUAUAAAAUAUCUGAGCAAAGCCUGUAUUAUUAAGAAGUUUAAGUGCGUGUUCACAUAUUUUGAGCACUUUGGCCGCUCCGAUGUAUCUGAACGAGUAAAACGACGGGUGUAUGAAGUGUCCAUCAAAAAACCUUCAAUAGGUGGCGCCACAAGACAUCGCGAACAAUUUUUCGACUUUGAUAAAAAAAAUCAGAUCACUGACAGCGCACGUCAAUAAUGUCUAAGUUCAUGUCAUGUCCUUGUGCUACCCUAGCGCCACCGGAGAGUUUGCGAACUAUUAUUUACAGCUGCCAGCUGGACACUAGCAACAGUUCUCCCAUAACAGAUUGUUCUCCUUACCUCUACCCUCCAGGGGCCCAUUCCCCGAACGGUAUUAGUCGGUAUUACGUCGGAGGGGUGCUGACCUGCAGCGAGUGUGGCCGCACAUUCGCUGCUAAGAUUGGCUACGUCAGUCACCUGAGAGCGCACCAGCGACACUCUCAGCGGUAGAAAGCAGUUGCUGUGGCCGAACACGGCUAGGAGACGAUGAUGAUGAUGAUGAUUAGUCUUUUAUUAUGAGUGGGUUGCCAUGGUACUUCAUACGAUUUGACAGUUCGUGUACUAAUAAUUAUGGAGUGUGGAAUUAAGAGGAGUGGCAUCUCUUAUAGUAGAAUUGUUGCAAAAGUGUCCAGCUGUCACCUAUAAAUAUUAGUUCCAAAUCUCUUCAAAGUAGCGCUAGAGUAGCUAAGAACCUAGGCGUUAUUGACGGAGUGAAGUGCGCUGUCUAUGAUUUGAUUUUUUUGUUCAAGUACUCUAGGUAUUGUAGCGCCACCUAUUUAAGGUUUUUGAUGACACUUUUUGGCAUAUGGAGAUUCCAUUCCUUACCUCCACCUUCCAUACCAAUAAUAUUACUCUAAUACCGUUCGAGAAAUGGGCCGGAGUGCACACCGGCUGUGUUCGUAGACGUGACAUGCGCGCGCGCUAAAAUGUUCUUAUAAGAAUCAGUAUAUUACAACGCGCAUGUCUACGCACGCGCACCCGGUGUGCACCAGCCUAAAGACAUUAUAAUAACAUGUGUAUACCUCUGUGUAACCCAGUGACGAAGUAUUGUUGUAUAGUAUGGAAUUUUAACGACAUGGUUAUAUUAUGUAAAUUAUAUUUUGAGCAUUC